AUGACUUCUUUCGCCAGCUCCAGCCAAGCACCCAUCUCACGCCGUGUUUCUCCAUACGCCCGUAACCACAGCCAUGUCAGCUACGGAUCUUCGAGCGCCAGCGCCUCCAGCUCGCGACCUCGCUCUUCUCGGGGCCGAAGCACCUCACCAUUGAACCCUGCUAAGCAGGAGGCUGCUGUCCAGAUGGCCGCCAAGCGUGCCACGACAUCAAGCACUAGCUCCACAGUCUCGUCGACAUAUUCGGCAUCAUCUGCCGAGUCUAGGUCAGCCGACACAACAGCAGCUACCUCGACCAUGUCAGCGUCAGUUUCGACCAGCAGGAUCCCUGCCAACGUCCGAGCUAUGCUCUUCGAGGAGGAAUACCAAGAGGAAGUGAUCGAGCACAUGCACCACAUGGAGUCUCAAACGAUCGCCGCCGUCGAAUUGAUGGACGUUCAGCCUGAGCUCAAAUGGUUCAUGCGCCCUUACCUCGUCGACUUCCUCAUCGAGAUCCACCAAACCUUCCGCCUCCGACCCGAGACCCUCUUCCUCACCAUGAACAUUGUCGACCGAUACGUCUCGAAACGUAUUGUUUACAAGCGUCACUAUCAGCUUGUCGGCUGCGCAGCUCUCCUGAUUGCAGCCAAGUUCGAGGAUGCCAAGGGCCGUGUUCCCACCGUCAAAGAGCUCAGUUUGAUGUGCUGCAAUGCCUACGAUGAGUCUGCAUUCGCACAAAUGGAGGGUCACGUCCUCUCCACCAUUGGAUGGACCUUGGGUCACCCCACUGCCGAGUCUUGGUUGCGAAUCGAGAGCGUCCGUGGAGGAGAGGACCUCAAGACGGUCAACUUGGCCCGCUUCUUCCUCGAGCUUAGCCUGUUCCACCGCGACUUUAUCUCGCUCAAGUCUUCUUCGCUCGCCAAGGGCGCCAUGGUCCUUGCUCGCUUCAUCUGCGGUCUUCCCCAGUCGGGUAAGCUGCUCCCCACUGACGAUGUCGCCAAGGCAGCGCACAUGCUUGACGCCUACGUCUCGGAGAACCUUCAGGACCUUUCGUUGAUCUUGAUCAAGAAGUACUCGUACGCCUACUUCUCGAGCGCAUCGACGGUUGUCUGCGACUGGUACCGAGCUCGUGUGGCGGCAGCUAAGUCGGCGCCACCAUCUGGCCUGCUCCCUGCCCAGGCGCUCACACGCAACGCUGAGGCUGGUCCGACCGAUGUCUACGACGACGAUUCCAUGUGCUCGCAGCCCACUACACCUGCUUCAUCAGUGCAGUCGACACCAUCACGCUCGAUGGACGAAGAUGAGGACGAAGAUGAGGAGGACGACAUGCCAGUUACACCGCUGUCGCUCUACUCUCUUCACGACCCAUUGGUAGCCGCUGCUACCGCAGCAGGGAUGCCCGUUCCUGUUCCUUCUUCGCGUGCUUCUAUUCAGGAGAAGGAGAACCGUCGCAACUCGGCGGCCCACACCGGCGCUGCCAGCAAGACAUUCUCCUCACAACUGCCAUCAAGCAAGAGCGCUUCGACUCACUUGACAGUUCAGCAGCCCAUGCUCGGAGCGCGAAAGCCAUUGGGCAACGUUGUCUGGAACGUCAACGCCCAGCAAUUCUAA
Molecule: messenger RNA, 1587 nt
Organism: Ustilago hordei
Lineage: Eukaryota; Fungi; Basidiomycota; Ustilaginomycetes; Ustilaginales; Ustilaginaceae
Exons: 1
Coding region: 1-1587 (528 amino acids)
Biological process (GO): mitotic cell cycle phase transition; regulation of cyclin-dependent protein serine/threonine kinase activity
Cellular component (GO): centrosome; nucleus; cytoplasm
Molecular function (GO): cyclin-dependent protein serine/threonine kinase regulator activity
Source: RefSeq, a predicted model, not a curated record